CCGAGUAUUGCCCAGAUUGGAUAUUCGGAGCUUGUCUUCUCACUGACCAGAUCAGACGUCCAAACAAGUAGCCCUGAUAUCAACAAAUCCCCAUCGCGCUUUGAAGUCGCGCGCUUUGAAAAAGGACCUAUCUCGCAGGGAACUCAACCCGUCAAUCGACAAACUCCAAACUCCAAACCAUGCCCACUCCAGUUGAGAAAGACUUCCUGCUCUUCCAGACGGACCCUUGGGGGAUUUUACUUUUGA
This is a messenger RNA of Colletotrichum abscissum, 246 nucleotides long. RefSeq lists its product as uncharacterized. The transcript is spliced from 2 exons. The annotation marks the transcript as partial. NCBI's taxonomy places the organism in Eukaryota, Fungi, Ascomycota, Sordariomycetes, Glomerellales, Glomerellaceae. The record is from RefSeq and is a predicted model, not a curated record.